CCUGGUAGGUGAUAAGGUGUCAGUGUGCGCGACAUCCUCUCUCAGAGAACUUGCGGACACUACGGGUCUCCACAGUGUUGGACCACACUACAUGAAUCGGUCCUUAGUCCUUUUACAAAAUAACAUACGGCGGUUCGUAGUCUUUAUACACAUCAUAUGAAAUUUCGUCAUCCUUUUUCACAACAUAAGACUGUUUGUGGUCCUUAUGCACAACAUUAAAGUGUAAACAUCGCUUUAUAUUACACUGCUACUGUAUAAACACCGUAGGACGUAGUGAGAGAAACGGGUAUGGGGAGAUAAUGGCUUUUGUGAUUCGUCACGUGGAGCCUUACACAGGAGCUGAGGGUUCGAGGCAACUGUCUUACCCUGACCCCCACGCUGACCGAUACAAUGCCAUCGGCACUCACGCCUGGCCUCGCUACCACCGUCACCAUUAUGUUGCUGGCGCCCGUGUAUGGAUCCCGGACGCAGAGCAGGUGUGGCGGUGCGCUGAGCUCACUAAAGAUUACAAGGAUCACCUGGUGGCUGUCAUCUAUGCUGACUCUCAGACUGACGAGUUCAAGGUGAAAAGUGACGAAGAUUUACCACCGCUACGGAAUCCUGACAUAUUAAUAGGCGAAAAUGACCUCACCUCUCUCUCGUACCUUCAUGAACCUGCUGUCCUUUAUAACUUACAAGUUCGCUUCUGCAACCACAAUGCCAUCUACACAUAUUGCGGAAUUGUUCUUGUGGCCAUCAACCCAUACGAGGAGCUCCCUAUCUAUGGCCCAGACACUAUUUCAGCUUAUCGAGGCCACUCCAUGGGUGAUCUUGAUCCUCACAUCUUUGCUGUUGCUGAAGAAGCUUUUACACAGAUGGAGAGGGAUAACAAAGAUCAAAGCAUCAUUGUGUCGGGAGAAUCGGGUGCUGGCAAAACGGUGUCGGCUAAAUAUGCCAUGAGAUACUUCGCCAGUGUUGGUGGCUCCGAUUCUGAGACGCAGGUCGAGAAGAAGAUCCUUGCAUCAAAUCCUAUAAUGGAGGCCAUAGGUAAUGCAAAAACUACACGAAAUGAUAAUAGUUCGCGGUUUGGAAAAUACAUAGAGCUUGACUUCACACGUAACUACAGUAUAAUGGGUGCCAAUAUGAGAACUUACCUCUUGGAAAAGUCUCGUGUGGUCUUUCAGGCACCAGAAGAGAGAAAUUACCAUAUCUUUUACCAAUUGUGCUCUGCAUCAUCAGAUGAAAAAUAUAAAGAUCUGCAAUUAGGCCCUCCGGAAAGUUUUCACUACCUGAAUCAAGGACUACAGGAGGCUCCCAAACAGUCAUCCAAGACCCGCAAGGGCCAUCAAGACAAUUUCCAUUACCUUAACCAAGGCCACAGCCCUCACAUUGAUGGUGUGGAUGAUGCUGCAGACUUUCUGGAAACGUGUCGAGCUUUCUCCCUUUUAGGAAUUAAUGAGGCAACACAAGAACAGAUGUUUAGAAUUCUCGCCGGAAUAUUGCAUCUAGGAAAUGUAACGCUUAAAGAAGAUGAUGGUGAUUCUUCUACUAUUGAUAAAAGUGACAAGUCACUUCACAUAGUUGCAGAACUACUGGGUAUUCCAAAGGAGGACAUUCGCAUGUGGCUGUGUAAUCGUAAAAUUGUCAGUGGUAGAGAAAUCUUCACAAAGCCCAUGACAUUUUCUGAGGCAACAUUUUCAAGAGAUGCAUUAGCCAAACACAUUUACGCUAAAUUAUUUGACUGGAUUGUGAAGCAGAUCAACAAGUGCUUUGCUGCUACAGCCAAACCUUCUAGAUUUAUUGGGGUUCUUGAUAUCUAUGGUUUUGAGACCUUUGAAACCAAUAGCUUUGAACAAUUUUGCAUUAAUUAUGCAAAUGAAAAGCUGCAGCAACAGUUCAAUCAGCAUGUGUUCAAGUUAGAACAAGAGGAAUAUGUUAAGGAGCAGAUCGAAUGGGAGUUCAUAAACUUCUAUGAUAAUCAACCUUGUAUUGAUCUCAUCGAGAGUAAGCUGGGAAUCCUCGACCUGUUGGAUGAAGAGUGUAAAAUGCCAAAGGGUUCUGAUCAGUCGUGGGUAGAGAAAUUGUAUUCAAAGUGUAAGAAAUGGGACCAUUUUAGUAAACCUCGCUUAUCCAAUACUAAUUUUCUCAUAGCACAUUUUGCUGACAAGGUUGGCUACGAAUGUGCUGGCUUCCUUGAGAAGAACCGGGACACAGUGUCCGAGGAGCAGAUUAACAUUCUCAAAUCUAGUCAGAUUAAUUUAGUACAUGCCCUGUUUAUGGAGAAGGAGCAACAUGCUCCCACCAGAGUCAAAGUCUUACCCAUUGGCCCAACACAGUCUAAAUCAAAACAAAUGAAGAAAACUGUUGGUUCUCAGUUUCGGGAAUCACUUAACCUACUAAUGUUGACACUAAACUCAACAACACCUCACUAUGUGAGGUGCAUUAAACCUAAUGAUGAUAAAAUGAGUUUCACAUUUGAUCCCACCCGAGCCAUUCAACAGUUGAGGGCGUGUGGUGUGUUGGAAACAGUUAGAAUCAGUGCUGCAGGUUAUCCAUCUAGGUGGACAUACAACGAGUUCUUCUGUAGAUACCGAGUGCUGUGCAAUUCCAGAGAUAUUAAAAGGAAUGACAUGUGUAUCACAUGUGAAAAGAUCAUUAGUAAUAUGAUAAAUGAUGAAGACAAAUUCAAAUUUGGUCGAACGAAGAUUUUCUUCAGAGCAGGUCAGGUGGCCUACAUGGAGAAACUUAGGGCAGACCGUUUAUCUGCUUGUGGUGUCAUGAUUCAGAAACAUGUAAGAAUGUUCUUGCAUCGCAAUCGCUUCAGAACCAUGAAAAAGGCAGCAAUAACUAUACAAAGGUACUCAAGAGGCACAGCAGCACGAAGACGUGUACAUCACAUGCGGCAAACUGCAGCAGCUAUCAAAAUUCAGGCCUGUGUGCGAGGGUGGAUUAAGAGGGUUCAGUAUCGCCGUCUUGUUUACACUGUCACUCGGUUGCAGGCUCACGCUCGUGGUGCAUGGGCUCGACAGAGAUACGAGCAUAUGCGAAGAGUCAGAGCAGCCAUUAUCAUCCAGAAGUACGUGCGAGCAUGGUUGACACGGCGUCACUUCUUGAGAGCAAUGCGUGGCAUUCUUAUUACCCAAGGACUUGUGCGUUGCUUCCUGGCUAGAAGGAAACUCAAGAAACUUAAGAUUGAGGCCAAGUCGGUGGAACACCAGAAGAAACUCAACAAGGGACUGGAAAACAAGAUCAUCUCGCUCCAACAGAAGCUUACGGAGCUUAAAAAUGAAAACAACUGUAUCAAAGGUUACAAAGAAGAGAUCGCCACUCUAAAGACACACUUGACGGAGAUGAAGGGUAUGGAAGUGCAGGUGAAGAACAGUAAUAACCGUAUUCGUGAACUUGAGACCAAAGUUGGAGCUCUUGUUCUUGAAGUAGAGAUGGAGCGAGGUGAGAAGAUGGACGUGUUAAGUGAGAAGGAGCGGGCGGAGAAGGAGAAUCGUGAAUUGGUGGAGAAACUCAAUGCAGAAAAUGCACGGCUAACAGAAGAACUUGGAGAGGUUAAAAAAGAAGAGACUAAACGAGAAUCAGAAGAGAUGCUGCGACGCAAAUUUGAAGCCGAGAAGCAACAAAUCAUCAUGGAGAACGCAGAUGAGAAGACAGCAUACCAAAGAUUAUUAAAAGAAUUUAAUCGUUUAGAACAGAAGAAUGACCUUUUAGAAGAGCAGAUAAAAAAGUUUAAAGGAGGCAAUGCUCAUAAGAGAACAGCAAGCAAUAUUAGUAAUAUUAGUGGUGCCAGCGAUGCUCCUACUGAACUGGUCCGUGAUGAUGCAUCAGAGUUCAGUUCUAUCAUUGGUGAUGAAGAUGUCGGAUAUGGAUCUGUACGAAGUCGUGCCAGUGAAAUGUCAGACUCCAGCAGAAACUUGGAAAAUAUAGAUUGGAGUUCUCCUUCUCACAAGCCAAAUGUUUCCGAGAUCAAACUUCACGUUCCCGAGAAGAUGGAGGACAUCACCUUAGUACUGCAACUGCAGAACAAAGUGCGCGAGUUAGAAAAGGAACGGAGGAGUCUGGCCAAACAGGUAGAUCAGCUGGAAUCAGCAUCACCCAUGGAUGACCCACAGCAUGCACAGGAACUUAUUCGGCUGCAGGAAUUGGAGAUGGAGAAUGCCAAACUGAAGGAUGACCUCAACCGUCUGCGAAAAUCCAUUGCUGACUCUGAGCCACAGAACAACCAAGUUCAGGAGUUUAUGAAACAAUUUGAAGCACUUCAAGAUGAGUUGGAGCGCCGAAGGGAGGAGUGUAUCCAGCUGCGGACAGUGCUAGCCAACCGUGCUCAUGACCUGCGUUCUCUCACCCAGACAUCCUAUGGCAAGGAUGUUGACAUAUUAAAUGAGGAUGGAGAACUAGCCUUAGCAUAUCAAACACAAAAGCAGAUAAACAGACAAUUAGAAGAAGAACUCAAGACGGAAAAGUCAAGGCAUCGUGAAACAGAAUCAGAGUAUAAGGGUGAGUUGGAACGUCUACGUCGGGACAAUGAGCGCCAACAGAAACUUCUCUCUCAGAAUUUGACCAAAGGUGAAGGUUUCAACCCUGAAGCACUUUUGCAGUCAGAAAUUAUGCGUCUCACUUCAGAGAAUCUUAAUCUUCAAGGACAGGUAGACAGUCUGACGGAGCAGCUCAAGAAGUACAAGCGCUCACUUAAAGCUUAUGCCAAGAAGCUCAAGGAAGCUGGUGGCUCGGGCAGCAAGCGGUCCUCAGCACAAGGCAGCCCUUAUGGUGGUGAUCCUCCUGACCUACUGGAUGUUGCUGCCACUAAUGAGGGUGAAGUGAUGCCAGUCAUCCGCAAAAAGGAGCGUGACUACAUGGGCAUGUUUGAGUAUGACCGACGGGAGGAGAUGCAAAUCAUAAGAGUCCUCAUUUAUGAGUUAAAGCCACGUGUAGCUGUGACAUUCCUACCUGGACUGCCUGCCUAUAUUCUCUUCAUGUGUAUCCGGCACACUGACCACAUCAAUGAUGAUGAGAAAGUGCGCUCUCUGCUUAACAACAUAGUGAAUGGCGUGAAGAGGGUUAUCAAAAAGCGACAUGAAGAUUUGGAUUCUACAGUUCUUUGGCUCUCUAAUGUACUUCGACUUCUACACAACCUCAAACAGUACUCUGGUGACAAAGCUUUCCAGGCAGAAAAUACUGGUAAACAAAAUGAGCAAUCUCUAAAGAAUUUUGAUUUAUCAGAAUACCGGCAAGUUUUGUCUGAUAUCGCUGUUUGGAUUUACAAUGGUGUUAUUAAACUGAUGGAGGAAAAAGUGCAGCCACUGAUAGUACCUUCCAUCCUAGAACAUGAGGCCAUUGCAGGACUCUCAGGCAACAAGCCAGGUGGUAUGAGAGGUGAGGACUGACCAUUACCUUCCUCAGUUUUUGUAUU
Messenger RNA from Cherax quadricarinatus, 5398 nucleotides. Lineage: Eukaryota; Metazoa; Arthropoda; Malacostraca; Decapoda; Parastacidae. The record is from RefSeq and is a predicted model, not a curated record.